Salvelinus namaycush (lake trout) is the source of this 891-nucleotide messenger RNA. Its product is annotated as very-long-chain enoyl-CoA reductase-like. Gene Ontology annotation, biological process: very long-chain fatty acid biosynthetic process. Gene Ontology annotation, molecular function: oxidoreductase activity, acting on the CH-CH group of donors. The record is from RefSeq and is a predicted model, not a curated record. The transcript is spliced from 10 exons. Lineage: Eukaryota; Metazoa; Chordata; Actinopteri; Salmoniformes; Salmonidae. Bases 1 to 891 code for a protein of 296 amino acids.
AUGACUCGUGACCACCAGUGUGGCGGUAACAUGGUCACCGUAACAACCCUAGGCAUAAGCAGCACAAGUCCCCGGCUCCAUCCUGCCUGGUGUCAACGGUACAGGCUGGUGACGGUGGCGUGUACUGAUGGGGAGUCCCUGAAGGAUGAUGAAGUAUUGGAGAAUCUACCGGUGGGAACCACGGUAACAAUGUUCUUCCACGACCUGGGACCGCAGCUGGGGUGGACCAUGGUGUUUCUGUCAGAGUGCAUCGGACCUCUCUUCAUCUACCUUUUUUUCUUCCUCCAUCUCCUCAACGUCUACGAGCAGAUCGAUGACUAUACCUCCAGUCCCUGCUCAGUGGUCACGCUGGCGUGUGUGUGUCACUGUUUCCACUACUUCAGAAGGUUGUUGGAGACCAUCUUCAUCCAUCGUUUCUCUGAUGGCACCUUGCCGCUGCAAACCAUCAUGAGGAACUGCCUGUACUACUGGGGGUUUUCUGCUUGGCUAGCCUACUACAUCAACCACCCCCUCUACACUCCACCAUCGUAUGGGAAUCUCCAAGUCUACUCUUCGUUGGUGGUGUUUAUGCUCUGUGAAGCUGGAAACUUCUCAAUUCAUUUGGCUCUCAAUAACUUGGGCUGUAAUGGACUGAGGCCCAAGCGGAUCCCUUACCCCACCAGGAACCCCUUCACGUGGCUCUUCUUCUUCGUGUCAUGUCCCAACUACACCUAUGAGGUGGGGACGUGGUUGAGUUUCUCCAUCAUGACACAGUGUGUUCCAGUGGCUCUGUUCACGUUGCUGGGCUUCAUCCAGAUGACCAUCUGGGCACGGGGAAAACAUACGAUGUACACCAGAGAGUUUACAGACUACCCUGAGCUAAGAUCGGCUAUCAUCCCUUUGUUCCUUUGA